CCACAUCCCGCGUUUCAAACAAGCGAUUCCAAAAGCGAGAAAAGUGCGUGCGUUCGCAUUGUUCACUCACCAUACGCACUUCCAUUUUCAUCUCCCACCGUCGCAUUUUCUUCGGAUCUGAAAUUCCUCACCAUGAAUCGCCACCACGAUCCCAAUCCAUUCGACGAAGACGAAGUCAAUCCCUUCUCGAACGGUGCUGCUCCUGGAUCUAAAUCACGUAUUCCACCAUUGGCAUCCGAACCACUGGGCUUUGGUCAAAGACAUGAUGCUACAGUUGAUAUUCCUUUGGAUACCACAAAUGAGCCUAAAAAAAAAGGUCAAGAGCUAGCAGCUUGGGAAGCAGAUUUGAAAAGGAGAGAAAAGGAUUUAAAAAGAAGAGAGGAUGCUGUUUCUAGAGCUGGUGUGCCUGUUGAUGAUAAGAAUUGGCCUCCGAUUUUCCCAAUUAUUCACCAUGAUAUUGCCAAUGAGAUACCGGUUCAUGCUCAGAGGCUGCAAUAUUUGGCCUUUGCAAGUUGGUUAGGAAUUGUUCUCUGCCUUGUUUUUAAUGUAGUUGCUGUGAUGGUCUGUUGGAUCAGAGGCGGUGGUGUUAAAAUUUUUUUCCUUGCGGUGAUCUAUGCUCUACUUGGUGUUCCCCUUUCAUAUGUGCUUUGGUACAGGCCCCUUUAUCGUGCUAUGAGGACGGAUAGUGCACUGAAGUUUGGCUGGUUUUUCAUGUUCUACUUGCUUCAUAUUGCAUUUUGCAUCUUUGCUGCAAUUGCACCUCCAGUUGUUUUUCAUGGGAAAUCAUUAACGGGCAUCCUUGCAGCAACUGACGUCUUCUCAGACCAUGUAUUGGUUGGGAUAUUCUAUUUGGUUGGAUUUGGCCUGUUUUGCUUGGAGUCUCUUCUAAGCUUGUGGGUAAUUCAGAAAAUAUACCUGUUUUUCCGGGGGCAUAAGUGAGGCUACUCAGGAUUUUGAUCCAUCGGCUUUUAUGAUAUCAGUCACUUCCCGGCGUGGCUUAGUAUAUUCUUUCUUUUUGUCUAUCCUCUUUUUUCGCUUGCAAUAUUUUCGUGUGAUAUUGUUUGUUGUUGUAGUCUAGUUCUUGUUACAGAGCUUAGUGUGUAAUUUCCUGUGUAAUGAAUUCUGUGAAGUUUAGUAAUUUUCUAGUGUAACAAUAACCAAGCUUUGCUUUCGAUAAGCAUAUAUGUAGUGGAUUUCCAUAAGGAAUUAUUGUAGUGCUAUUGUAGUUGUGAAUAGUGACACCCCUCGGAGGUUUUCUAUUUGUAA
Lotus japonicus is the source of this 1266-nucleotide messenger RNA. Its product is annotated as secretory carrier-associated membrane protein 4. Bases 133 to 939 code for a protein of 268 amino acids. The transcript is spliced from 12 exons. Gene Ontology annotation, biological process: protein transport. Lineage: Eukaryota; Viridiplantae; Streptophyta; Magnoliopsida; Fabales; Fabaceae. Gene Ontology annotation, cellular component: trans-Golgi network membrane; recycling endosome membrane. The record is from RefSeq and is a predicted model, not a curated record.